This is a messenger RNA of Colletotrichum scovillei, 1620 nucleotides long. RefSeq lists its product as uncharacterized. Gene Ontology annotation, molecular function: protein binding. Bases 1 to 1620 code for a protein of 539 amino acids. Gene Ontology annotation, cellular component: nucleus; cytoplasm. Lineage: Eukaryota; Fungi; Ascomycota; Sordariomycetes; Glomerellales; Glomerellaceae. The transcript has 3 exons. The record is from RefSeq and is a predicted model, not a curated record.
AUGGACUCACCCAUGAAAGAAGCAUACGUCCAACUUAUCGAAGUCAUCGCAAAAGACACCACAGACCCAGCCGGAACAGAACUCCACGUCCGCCAACUUAUCGCCUCCCUCCCCUCCGUCCUCCGCGCCCGCGACGACGACCAGCGGACCGCCCUCCACCACGCCGCGCGCCUAGGCCGCACCGCCCUCCUCGUCGCCAUCCUCGAAGCCAACCCGGACUCCGACGUCGACGUCCGCGAUGUAGAUCACUGUACGCCUUUGCACCUUGCCGCGCGGAAUGGGCACGAAGGGUGUGUUGCGACGUUGGUGUGUGAAGCGGGAGCGGACGUGCGAGCCGAGGAGAGUUUUCUCGAGACGCCGCUUCAUGAGGCGAGUCGGGGCGGGUAUGCGCGGAUCGUGACGCUGUUGAUUGAGAAUGGGGCGGUUGUUGAUGCGCCGAAUCGCGAUUUGGGGACGAGUUUGCAUAUUGCUGCGCGACGCGGGAAUGAGGAGGUGAUUAGGGUGCUGCUUGAGGCUGGGGCGAAUCCCGGGACGAGGGAUGCUGUUGGGGAUACGCCGCUUCAUGAUGCUGCUAGAGGUGGGCAUGAGGGUGUGGUGAUGAUGUUGUUGGGGACCGGGUCCGUUUCUAUUGAAGCGCAGAACGCGAAUGAUUUCACGCCGCUGAGCGUUGCUGCGCGCCAUGGGCGGGAGGCGAUUGUGAGGAUGUUGGUGGAACAGGGUGCGGAUGUCGAUACCAUGAGCAACGAGUACUGCACGCCUCUCCAUCAAGCUGCCUCCGAGGGCCACGACGGGGUUGUGAGGAUUCUCAUCGCUGCGGGCGCGGAUGUCGAUUUACAGGAUAAGGACGACCAGACGCCCCUCCACGCGGGUGUGAUGUUUGAGCACGAGGCUGUCGUUGCCUCGCUGCUUGCCGCGGACGCGGAUGUGGAUGUGCGGGAUACGGAGGACUGUACGCCGCUGCACCACGCCGUGAAGAACGAGAAUAAGAGGCUUGUGAGAGAUCUAUUGGAGGCCGGGGCGGAUCCGACUGUGAUUUCCUCGACGGGGGAGACGCCGCAGAGUUUGGCCAAGUUGUUGAACCGCAACUCGAUCGCAGAUCUGUUCAACUCGCCACAAGUCGUGCCGAAGCAGAACGUCGGACUCGAUGUCUUUGGGGUGUUUGCUGCGGCCGGUGUUGGGAUGGGUGGAGGUGGUGGUGGCGGGAGAGUGAAGAAGACUCGCCCGCCGUCGAAGCCGAAUCAGGAGGCGGAGAUUGAGGCGUUUGUGUCCGAGGCCGCCUCCGCCUCCGAUGACACUGCCGAUGCCGGUGGCGUUGCCGGCGUUGUCUCCACACUCGGCCGAGACGCCGGUCCGAAGCCCCGUUGGAUCACCUACACGAAGCCCCGCGCGAUCGAGAGCCCAUUCGAGGGCGCAGAGUCCCGCGGGGAGUCCGAAGCUCUCGCCUCUCCAAACACCAUCUCACUCGCCGCCGCAUUCUCCUCUGCUUCAACCUCCUGGGAGCCCUGGGUUGAACAUGAGGGAAAUGAGGAAGCACGUCAGCCAGCAGCGCCGCAAGAGUUCGCAUACAACCGGUGGUGGUGGUGGUGGUGGUGGUGGUGGUGGUGGUUCAUGCACCACUAA